CGAUUUAGUUGCUUGUAACCUUGGAAAAAAAUUGUAAAAAGAAAAGACAGCAUCGGAGAAAGUGUAAUCGUAGCAGAUAAUCAAUUGCCAUGGAAACAGUACCAGUUGGGAAACUUAAGCUUGUUCCAACAGAUUGGGAAGAUGACAUGAAGAUGACAGUGAUGUUUGCACCAUUCCGAGACAAAAAUCUGAAUCCUCGUGCUUGGGAACAGAAAAUGAAAUUCUGGAUGGAGACUAUUGUAGAAGAAAGCAAACAGUCGAAGGAAGCAUUUGUAGAUGUUUUGAGCUUAAGAGAGAAGUUCCUGAGGAAUGGAAAGUCACCUUCUUGUUUUGAGAUGGUGUUGCAAGAAAUGGAAAAAAAAGGUCUUGUACGGCGAUUGUCUGACAUAAACAAUGAAACAGCCACCGGUUGGUUGUCCUGGGGUUACGAAAAGUUGGUGAAGCAACCAGUGGGCUGGAGCCUGAAAUGGUUUUCAGGGAAACAAGAAACAAAGCUGAACCAAUCACCUGAAAAGUACAUUGUUGUUGAUGUCAUAAAGCAAAAGGGAGCAGAAUUGAUUGAGCUACGUCAGCGACUUCAUCAGGCUGAGAAGUCUGGCAUUGUAGAGUACACAAUAUUGCGAAAUCAGCACCGGGAAAUGUGUGCCUCUGAUCUGGAGUUUGACCUCAUAAUGAGGCAUCUUGAGUCGACAUCCCAGAUUGUAAUCCAGCUCGAUGAAAACAACUCAAAGCUAGUGAAGUUCAUUGAAAAGGAGUCAGUAAGUUCUUCAAUAGACGAGCAAGAUCUUCACAUUCACAGGAUACAGAAAGCCCAUGGUGAGCUGAAGAACAAGAUAGAAAUACUCCUGAAAGAGGUCAAAAGAUUGGCAGCUGAAGCGAUUUCUUACAAGCAAAACGGAAUGAAUAAACUGGCCAUAAGUUGCAUGCGUAAGAGGAAGCUGGCAUUGGCGCGAGUGGACAAGUUGACGGGGUCCAUGGACACACUGGACGACAUUCUACACCGUAUCAAAGAGGCAGAGUCCAAUGAAAUGAUAAUUAAAGCCAUAGCAGGUGGUACAAGCGUGUUGCAAGGCCUCCAUUCUAGAACAGGAGUGGACGAUGUUACAUCUGUCAUGGACAAUCUGGCUGAUGUCACUCAGACUCAGGACGACAUCAUGGCCGAACUGAACACCUCCACCUUCGUGGAUGAGUCUUCACAGGAGGAGCUAGAAGAUGAGCUGUCAAUCAUUCUGAGGGAGGACAUGCCUUCCAGGAAACAGGCCACACACCCUGGGAUGAUUGACUCCGCCUUCAAGGGGGCUCAUGAGGGCGCUGAUGAAUGGGAUCUGCAUAGAGAGUUGGAAGAGAUCCUCAAUGAAUCCAGUGAAGGGAUUACAGACUUGGAUAAAAUGCUAGAUGAUCUUAAACUGCCUGAUGUACCCCAGAGUUCUCCAGGUAGAAUACCUGGCAAACAGUUGCUGACAUCUUGACGGAAAAUAUUUGGAAAAAUGAGAUGUACCUGACUUGUUCUGACUUACAAUUUUAUUAUGGCUGAGAUGGAGGUGAAUUCUUACAUCCCGACCACAAUAUUAAAAAAAAAUUAUGUUUGUGCGUUUUCAAAAAAUGCCUUUGAUUGACACAUUAAUGCAUGGAUAACUGAGUUGGAAAAAAGUGAUUUGUGUCGGUCAUUUUCUUAUGUGAUUGUGUUUAAUUCUUUAAAUUAUGUCUCACAAAUAAUUAUGAUUUCACAGUAAAUCAAAGUCUGAUAAAAGUUUAUAGUAUAGAGAGGUAGAUCAAAUAAAACAUUGCUUCCAUUCUGACUCACAGUUUUAUUGAGUAUGAAAAAGAGUAAUAAUCCAUUUAAAGAUAAAUUUAAUAGGUGCUUAUAUUUAGUGCAAUACUGUGUGAUAGAAUAUGAGAUAAGAUUGUCGGCAGUCUGUUUUUUAUACCCCCAGAUCGAAAGAUCGGGGGUAUAUUGUUUUUGGCCUGUCUGUCAUUGUAUGUGUCCGUGUGUGUGUCCCAAAACUUUAACCUUCUUCAUAAAUUUUGCAAUAUUGAACGUAGCAACUUGAUAUUUGGCAUGCAUGUGUAUCUCAUGGAGCUGCACAUUUAGAAUGGUGAAAGGUCAAGGUCAUCCUUCAAGGUUAAAAAAUUUCAAAGCGGCGCAUUAGGGGGCAUUGUGUUUCUGACAAACACAUCUCUUGUUUCAUUUAACAACAAUGACAUACCAAAAUGAAGAAAUAAUUACGUUUGUCAGUACCAAUUGUUUAUAUGUGCUCAACAAUUAAUGGCUGUUUGUAAAAUGUUAUUUUUUCAUUUUUGAAACGAAAGCAUUUCCUAAUAACGACGGUAAAACAUGUAAAUAUACCGUUGAUUGCUACCAAAAAUAUGAAAAUUGGCAUAAAGAUGUAAUUGAAGGGAGACAAUUCGUGCAACCGAAAAUAUAUACACGAGUUGUCUUCCCUAUAAUUAUUGCGAUACAAAAUUGAAUCGGACGUUGCAAUACUGAAACAACUAAAACAUUUCCAUAAUUAAACAUUUUCCAAAGAAAAAAAACUUUUAUAAUGUUCUUUUUAAGUAAUAGGUGUGUGUGUGUGUGGGGGGGGGGGGGUUACUGGUAAUUGUUGGUAUUGCAUGUUGCAAACUGAUUAUACUUAUCAUUUAGUAGUUUGACUAAGCAUCUGUUUACGCAUCGGCGUAUACAAAGUACUAUGGAGUUUUACAUUUUAUGCAGUUAUUUAACGGAAUUAUUCGAAUAUUCUAGCACAAGCUAUUUAAGAUCAUUGUCCUUUAUAACGUCAACACUAAGAAUUUUUAUUUACGACGAAAUGAAACAACAGGUCAUGCCAGACGGGGACCUACACAGUAUAAAUUGUUUAUUUAAUAAUUCGUAAGCUUCGUUUUGUAAAGAAAACAUGUUUAUUGAUAUCGAUUCUUGUUUCAAAAACAUGUAUUUUGCAAUAAAAAUAUGAAAUUGAAA
Molecule: messenger RNA, 2959 nt
Organism: Dreissena polymorpha
Lineage: Eukaryota; Metazoa; Mollusca; Bivalvia; Myida; Dreissenidae
Product: charged multivesicular body protein 7-like
Exons: 11
Coding region: 90-1469 (459 amino acids)
Biological process (GO): vesicle budding from membrane; late endosome to vacuole transport via multivesicular body sorting pathway
Cellular component (GO): ESCRT III complex; multivesicular body; cytoplasmic side of plasma membrane
Source: RefSeq, a predicted model, not a curated record